Molecule: messenger RNA, 5161 nt
Organism: Nilaparvata lugens (brown planthopper)
Lineage: Eukaryota; Metazoa; Arthropoda; Insecta; Hemiptera; Delphacidae
Exons: 6
Coding region: 524-1270 (248 amino acids)
Molecular function (GO): acyltransferase activity, transferring groups other than amino-acyl groups
Source: RefSeq, a predicted model, not a curated record
UAAAGUUAUGUCAAGAUCUGUAGGUGUAGUUAGCUUAUUCUUAUUGCUUAAAAGAGAAGUUUCUUAUUGUAGUGAUUAUAGUGAUUAUUGUAGCUUAUUAUAAGAGGCAUAUAAUACAAGAGACACAUAGAACUUCAAAAGUCAUCUGUCCAGUAUGGAAUGUUCGUCAAAGCCUUUCAAUGAUGAUUCUAAAGACGACAAACUCGAGGAGAUUGAUAAAGAUUUGAUUCCUCAAGUAUUGGAAAUACUCAAGCAACAAUUUCCAAGAUCAAUUCAUAUCCCUCAGCUCGUUCCAGAUUUCUGAAUCACUCAGCCAGGGUUCAAUGAUGAUUUAAUUGGAACCUACUGCAUUAUCGUUACUGGGUUUGCACUUGAGAUUUUGGAUUUCUUGUAUGAGUGCAUCCCUAUGAACAAGAAGCUCAUUCACACGAGAGACCAGUUCGUCCUUCUCUUUGAGAACCAAAUCGUCCGUUUGACAUCCUACGUCACAUGAAUCAAUUUUCCGAUUUACUACUUCAUUUGGAUGCAACUGGAGUGGGAGAAGAAAAAUCUUCCUUCUUCUAUCAAUGUUUUGUGCUGCAAUGGAAACCUGAAUGGAGGCGUGUUUGUCGCUGUUAGCAAAUACUUCGUUUGUCGAUACAUGAUCUAUUCUCAAGAUGGAGACAAAAUUAAAUUGAAGAACCUCUUGAGGACCUUGCCCGUUGACUGGUCAUGUAAACCUAUUAUUGUAUUUGAAGCUGUUUUCGAGAAAGACAUUGGAAUUGUUGAGGAGCUGAUUGCGUCCAACAAUCGUAGCAGUUCGUAUGAGGCGAUAUUCAAUAGAGUGUGGCUUCCACCAGAACUGCAUCAUAAGAUAGAUGUGAUUCCUCCCGAAAACACAUAUCUCGAUAGGCUAAAUGAGAGUCAUGUGAAAAAAGUCAAUGAAACUUGGAAAUAUGGUUCGAAGGAUACAGAAGCCAUGGUCAAGAACACAAUAUGCGGGAAUUUAGGAAUUGGAUUAUUCAGAAAAGAAGACGGCAAGCUGUUGGCGUGGAAUACGAUGCAGCAUUUUGCUGGCCUGGGAAUGCUGUUCACAGAUGUUGAGGAGAGGAACAAAGGGUAUGCGAGGAUAGUAACCGCUGCCCUGGCCAAAGCUCUAGUCGAGCAGAAUGUCAUUCCGUUUGCUUGUAUCAGUGAAGUUAACAAGCCAUCAAUGAACGUAUUCUCCAAAUUGGGAUUUGUUGUUGCUGAUCGUUGUACCUGGGUUAUUGUAGAUGCAAUUCAGAAAUGAAUUAUUUGUUAACUAUUACUGUAUUUAUAAAGGAUAUCGUAUUAUUUACUUACAUGUUGUAUUUUGGUAUAGUCAGCUUGUCUAACUAUGUAUAAAUUGUAUAAAUAGAUCAGUUUCGCUAAUUUACUCGGUUAUUCUUUCAAAGUAAUAAAAAAAUAGUAAUUUAUACUUUGUCACUUUGACGGUGAGUUUUGAUCCCAUCUGUCUAUCCAUACAAAAUUCGUGAUACUUGGUUUUACCAAAAAUUAAAAGAAUUUCUAUUUGGAACUUAGGAUCAGGAUCAUCAGUAUCUCAUUAAUGCAUUCAUUACCUUUUGAAAAUAUUUUCUAUUUACUGACAAAGUAUUAUGUGAGUUCAUCGGGGAAACUCCCUUCUAUUAUUGCCUCUAUAACACAAGAAAGUCUUCGUUCAAAAUGAAGAGAAAUUCACAGCAUGAAAUAGAUCAACCUAAUGAUGAAUUAUUCUAAGCAUAUGAAAAUAUAUUUUUUCAGAUCAAUAUAUAUUUAUAGGCCUACUUGACUAAUGAAAGAGUAAUGAAAAAGUUGAUAAUUAGAUGUUUAAUAAUGCUGCUACUUAUAUUGAUUGUUAUAUUUUUCUAUCUUAAUCUUAUGAAUGUUUACUUUGCUAGAAUCCUAAUACCACAGGGUGGCCACCUACCGGGAAUAUGGGAGAACCUUGAAUUCCUCAUGAUUCUACUAACCGGGAAAAAUACCGUGAAUUCCUCAUGAAUUUAUCAUUAAUUUCUAUUAAUUUAGUAAAGAAGUGUACAGUAACAUAUUCAAUUGGUAAAAUUUUCCUCUAAUUUUGGGUUAGCCUAUGCUUUUUUAAAUGCUUCUUAAUGUACUGAUAACAGUUCCUCUGGUGCAAUAAUAACGUAUUUAUGUUCUAAGUGUGUAACUGAAGCAGGCGCGGAUCCAGGGGGGGACGGUCGGGCGACCGCCCCACCCCCCACUUUCAGAGUGAUGUUUGAAAAAUCUACAGUGUUACUUCAAGUUCAGUCAAUAUAGACAUGAAAAAGGGGGUGUGCUUGCAUUUUAUAUUGUAGUUCUGAUUUUUCAAUAUAUUGUUUGUAUACAUAAAAGAAAUCCAUUACGAAUUAUUUCAUGCAAAAUUUCCUUGUGCUAGAUACACGAUGGCCCAAAAACCUCUUAUUUUUGGCUCAUUUUCCAGUUUUCAGUUAUUUCUGCCAAAUCCUGACACAAAAAUUCGUUUUCGCCUUUUUUUAGAUCAUGAAAUUCUUAACAAUGAAUCCUCCAUUGUCAUCACAUUAAGAUUUUGCACCAUGAUAUAAUUCCAUUAGAUCAUGUUCUAUGAGAAUCACCCGUUAGAUGCUCUUAAUUUAGUGGAGAGGCGCGCAUAAGGACAUCUCGAAGGAUCAAAAUUUCAAACACUGAUAACUUUUGACACAAUGAUCGGAUCUCGAUGUACCACAGCUCAUUCUUCUCUGCUCGUCAAGACGGUUCAAAAUCAUGCAUAAGUCGAACUCGAUUGAAAAAUAUGAAAUUCAUCCCUUAGUGUAGUUUAACCAGUAUUUCAAUACACAAAGAAAUGACCAAUAAUUCAGAGCUAUAUGUAGCUCGGUAACCCAUUAUUAUAAUAAAGGUCUGGAUCUUGAAUUGAAUAUGCAUUUUUUUCUCCUCUUUUAGUUGCUGUAGAUGGAAAAAUAUGAUCGUAAUGUCAAAUUCAAUCAUUAAAAGAAAUCGAAGAUACUUUCCUCAACGGUCUAGGAAGUUCUAUGAUUGGAAAAAGUGAUUCAAAAUGAAUUUUGGGGAACUGAGCUCGUAGAGGAUGGAAUACUCUACAAUUUGGAAUCAAUCAUGAGAUGUAUCAGACUCAUUUUAGAGACUCUUCAUUAACAGAAAAAUCGCGAAAAAAUGAGAAACUGAAAUAUCGCUAUUUUUAAAAUCGGCUGUAACUUUCUAAUGAUACUGGAAUCGGAAGUAUUCUCCAUUCUAGUGGAAAAAGAAAAUAUACUUUUCCACAUCCACAUUUUGAAAUUUUAUCCGAAGUAUUUCACAAGAUUUGCAGCUUUGAAAAUGGAAAUUGGUCAUUUUUUGUGAAUUGAAAUACUGGUUGAAGUAGGCCUACACUCAAGGAUGAAUUGUCUAUUUUCUAAUUGAAUUUCAUUUAUGAUGCAUGAUUUUAAACCGCCUUGACCUGCCGAGAAGAAUGAGCUGUGGAACAAUGAGAUCUGAUCAUUGUGUCAAAAGUUAUGAUUGUUUGAAAUAUUGAUUUUUGAGGUGUCCUUAUGCGCGCCUCUCCACUAACGGGUGAUUCUCAUAGAACAUGAUCUAUGAACUUAUAUCAUUGUACGAAAUCUGGAUGUGAUGACAAUAGAGUUGCUGAUGAUGAUGAUGAUUGAAGCUAAAACUUGGGUGUUAUCUAAAUACAAGGAUCAUUAUAGUCAGGUUUACCUGAAAAUCCAUAUGAGAUAGAGCGCUCUACCUGUAGAGCACAAAAUUACGCUCAGAGUAAUCUUGAAUUAUACAUUUAAAUGGUAACAAUCGGAAGAUGUGGAUCAAAAACUAAAAUCAUAGAAAUUGAUUUUUUCCUAAAAUUUUACUUAUUAUUUUUUGUAAAAUUGUAACUCAGUACUCAUUGAAGAUAGAAAGUUCCGAAUGAUCUCAUUUUAUUAGGAAUUUCAUAAUCUAAAUAAAAGGCGAGAGCAAAUUUUUCUGAUUGAUUAUAGGAUUUGGUAGAAAUAACUAAAAACUGGAAAACGAACCGAAAAUACGAAGUUUUUGGGUCACUCUGUAUCUAGCACAAGGGAAUUUUCCAUGAAAUACUUGGUUCUGGAUUUCUCUUUUGUACCCAAAUAAUAUAUUAAAAAAUCAGAACCACAAUAUAAAUUGCAUGCACCAGUGUAGGUUAGAGAAGAUGCAUGUACAUGGUGUACAUGCACCAGUGACUGGACUAAUAGAGAAGAAGAAGAGUAAUGCAACGCAAGUAAUGCAAGAGUAAUGUCGAACGGGGGGGGGGGUCGGCUGGACGACCAUCUCCCCCCCCCCCAGGUAAGGGUCAUGGAUCCGCGCCUGAACUGAAGACUGUUGGCCUAGUAGAUUUCACAUUAAUUUCUGGUUUCAAUCGAUUUGUUAGCUUAUUUUGAGUAUGAAACAGUAAAAAAAUUUGACGCUCACUACUUAUCGUUUAUUUUAAAAUUAUCAUAUUUUUAGUCAUGAUAUAAAUCAAUUACAUUUCAAAAUUAAAUAUUUUGAUGACUUCAUUCUCUUUGGAAUGAGACUUUCUUCAAGGUUUGAAGAGUCACAAACAGCUGGAAUCGGCUAUGGUAGCCUACUGUACAUACAUGCAUAUAUAUGGCUUAUAAAUAAAAAUAUACCUAAAUCACGAAACAUGUUGUGAUAAAAUAAUUUAAAAGGGUAAUGAGAUUUAUUUAUAUUAAAAGUAGCCUUAAAAAAAAACAAUAUAUAUGGCUUCAUUGGUAGAAGUAUGACUCAGACUCAGAAUACAACAUGUUCAAAUAUAUUGAUAACUUUGACAUUGCAGUCUAUUCUUGUGAUGAAUUUUUAUUUUUAACUACUCACUGAGUAUUGAAAAUGGACCCUGUCCGAAAACACUCCACACAAAUGAGUAGUUAAAAAAGAACGUACUAAUUCCUCACAAAAAUAGACUGUAGUGUCAUAAAUUAUUAAUAUAUUUGGAAAUUUAAAUACGCUAUUCGCAAUUCGUCAUGGAAGAUCAAACUGAAUAGGAUUUCCAUAAUAUUUUCUAUAAUUUUUUACGAAUGUAUCUUGUUCCUCAAAUACCGGAACUCUACCUGGAAAAUUUGAAAUUUUACUCUGAAAAACCGGGAAUUACUCAUGAAUUUUUCAUUUUGAAAUGGGUGGCCACCCUGUACCAUCCAAGAUUAAAAAUAAAUGUUUUUCUAAAAAA